Talaromyces rugulosus is the source of this 969-nucleotide messenger RNA. RefSeq lists its product as uncharacterized. NCBI's taxonomy places the organism in Eukaryota, Fungi, Ascomycota, Eurotiomycetes, Eurotiales, Trichocomaceae. Gene Ontology annotation, molecular function: oxidoreductase activity, acting on the CH-OH group of donors, NAD or NADP as acceptor; NAD binding. The record is from RefSeq and is a predicted model, not a curated record. The transcript is spliced from 4 exons. Bases 1 to 969 code for a protein of 322 amino acids.
AUGUCCAAGUCAGAAGUAGUUGCCCUCGAUGUCUUUGACCCAAAAGGCCUCGAGUAUAUGAGAACACUCUUUCCGGGUGUCAUCGAGCCAGGACAUCCUGACCACGAUUCAUGGCUCGACCAUGCCGUCGGCCUGUUUGUUGCAAAGAGCCGGGUGACGGCAGACCUGAUUCAUCGGUCGAAGAAGUUGAAAUUCAUUGUCCGGCAUGGGGCUGGUUACGACAACAUUGAUGCAGCAGCAUGUGCCGAGAAAGGGGUAGUGUUGUGUAAUAUCCCGGGUGUCAAUGCUAUCAGCGUUGCCGAGGUCACCCUUGCCCUAACAGUUGCCUGCGCCAAAAACCUGGUCUUGAUAGCAACCCAAAUGCGGCAGGGCGAGACGCCCAACAAGCGAGUGAAAAGCCUGUAUUCAGCUUCUAUACUGACCGGAAAGACAUUCGGAAUCAUUGGUGGUGGCCGAAUCGGCCAACUUGUGGCGAAGAAGUUUAUUGGCGCAUUUGAGGGAAAGAUCAUCCUCUACGAUCCCUACAUAUCCGUCGAUAGCCCUGGUCCAUGGGCAUCAAUCCCACACGUGCGCGCAAAAUCCCUGGCCGAAGUGCUUCCCAUGGUCGAUGUGCUAUCCCUACACGUUCCUCUCAAUCCAGCAACAAAGGAUAUGAUCAAUCUCCCCCUUCUAAAGUCUAUGAAACCAACUUCUAUUCUGGUAAACUGCUCCCGGGGCGGCGUUGUGAACGAGGAAGAUUUAUGGACUUCAUUGAAAGAAGGUAUCAUUGCAUCGGCUGGAGUUGAUGUUUGGGUCCAUGAGCCCCCUACAAGAGAGUUUUAUGGGGAUAUCUUCGAUCUCGAGAAUCUCGUUAUAAGCCCUCAUAUCGGCGGAUCCCCUGCCGAAGUGCAGACCGCGACAUGCAUAAGUAUGUGUGACCACAUGAAGGAAAUGCUUGAUGGAAAGCCGCCGAGAGAUCGAGUGGCGUAA